AUGGUUGAUUCAGGAAGAACUCAGGCGGCUUAUGUCUUUACCGUCCUUAUUCUCGAAUUGGGCAUUAUUCAUCUAGGUGUUGAAAGUGGUAUUGUUGGUCAAUACUGUCUUUGUGGUGAUAUUUUCUGUCAACCAGUGAGUUUAUCUGUGUCUAAUAUUGUUAUUGAUAUUUUUGGUAUUAUAGCUGGAAUAUUAGGUCUGAUUACUAUCUCGCAACAACGUUCUGCUUUGAAUUCAAAACAUCGACGUCGGCAACGACUACAAUGGUCUUCAGUCAUGCCUAAUAUUGGCUCAGUUAGAUUUUAUGUUUGUGGAUACUUGCCACCUAUUGCAAAUAGUGUUGUUUCGCCAAUUACGAGCAUUAUUUUUCUUAAUACUUGUUUGACUAUUGUUUGUUUUGUAUGUUUUCCGAUCGAAAUUAGUAUAUUUCUUCAGGUAUUUAAUCCAAAACAUGACAGUAAUAAACAACGCUUAUCAUAUAAAAUGCAACGAGAUCGAUAA
Rotaria socialis is the source of this 501-nucleotide messenger RNA. Lineage: Eukaryota; Metazoa; Rotifera; Eurotatoria; Philodinida; Philodinidae. The record is from the annotation of a GenBank genome assembly.